UCGCUACAGAGAUGCUUCAUUAAGCGUGUCUACGGCUAUCGCUGCGGAGACAUCACUACUAACAACGAUGUGCACAUUAAUUGAGGUGGGAUUAUACCGCCAGCUACUUUUGAGGACUUUAGUAUAGCCUCAUAACUGAAAUACAGAGUUGUUAACACUUAAUUGCAAUCCAUGUUCUCUAAAAGUGCUUUUUUCUUUGCACAGAUGGCGUUUGAGGCGCACACUUGUGGACUAUUUUGGGUUCAUGGCACAAAGACUAUCUUACUUUAGUUUGGUGGGACUAAAUGUGUAGGAGAUCUGUGCACACGGACGCUGUCAUGAAUUAUCCUUACAUCGUGAUUGAAGUGGUCAUCGCGGUGCUGUCGAUCGCCGGUAAUGUGCUGGUGUGCUGGGCAGUCUCCAUAAAUAGCACUCUAAAAAACGCCACGAACUACUUUCUGGUGUCUUUGGCGGUGGCGGACAUCCUAGUGGGGUGUUUGGCUAUACCCUUCGCCAUCAUCAUCAGCAUAGGCAUUGACUUGGACUUCUACGGGUGCUUGUUCCUCGCGUGUUUCGUUCUGGUACUGACGCAGAGCUCCAUCUUCAGCCUGUUGGCCAUCGCGAUAGACCGAUACCUGGCCGUCAAGAUACCACUCAGGUACAAGGAGCUGAUGACGGGAAAGAAAGCCAGGGAAAUCAUAGCUAUUUUAUGGAUCUUAUCUUUUGUCAUUGGUCUUAUUCCUUUCUUUGGCUGGAACCGAAAAAACAGGAGCUGUCUCAAUGGCACCUCCGAACUCAUCAACACUACAACUAUGAAAGCCACGGAAGGUCAAAAAGCAGCAAAGUUACUCUACAGCUGCAAACUGGACUGUUACUUUGAAAGCGUGGUGGACAUGGACUACAUGGUCUACUUUAACUUCUUUGUCUGCGUGCUGCUCCCCCUGCUGAUCAUGUUGGGGAUCUACCUGAAGAUUUUCACCGUAGCCCGCAAGCAGCUAAGACAGAUCGAGCUAAAAUGUGUCGGUAACGGAGAGAGCCAUAACCACGGACUGCUGCAAAAAGAAAUCCGUGCUGCAAAAUCAUUGUCAAUAAUCGUAGGCUUAUUCGCGGUGUGCUGGUUGCCUGUGCACAUUCUCAACUGCCUAACCUUGUUCUACAAGGACCUCGAGAAACCAGUUGAUGUCAUGUUUGUUGCGAUUAUUUUGUCCCAUGCAAACUCUGCCGUAAAUCCCAUUAUAUACGCAUACAGGAUUCAGGAUUUUAGGAACACGUUUCGGAAAAUCCUGGAGCAAAAUUUUCUCUGCCGCAAAGAGGAGCUAUAUCUAAGUUCAAAUGGCAGCAAACGUAACAAAGACCAAAUCCACAUGACGAUAGACCCUCUGCUAUAGUGGCACGCCACUUCUUCAGUUUUGUUUACAAAAAGGGUUUGAUAUGUGAAUUCAAAAGACGCCUUGAAUGUUUAUUUAUUAGUAUCAGGGCUCUGAAAAUGGUCUUACCUUUGUAUUGUAAAGGUUUUUUUUAUGGCUAACUGGAUUUGUAAACCUGUGAAUAGUAUCCAGACUUUACUAUAGACCCUUUUAAAAGCGACGUCAUCAAAAUGUUCAAAAUUCUGAAGUGGAGGCAAAAUGAAGCAGACCAUAAAUAU
This is a messenger RNA of Periophthalmus magnuspinnatus, 1624 nucleotides long. RefSeq names its product adenosine A2b receptor (gene adora2b). The transcript has 2 exons. Gene Ontology annotation, molecular function: G protein-coupled adenosine receptor activity. NCBI's taxonomy places the organism in Eukaryota, Metazoa, Chordata, Actinopteri, Gobiiformes, Gobiidae. The coding region runs from base 285 to 1367 and encodes 360 amino acids. The record is from RefSeq and is a predicted model, not a curated record. Gene Ontology annotation, biological process: vasodilation; adenylate cyclase-activating G protein-coupled receptor signaling pathway; G protein-coupled adenosine receptor signaling pathway. Gene Ontology annotation, cellular component: membrane.